Dioscorea cayenensis subsp. rotundata (Guinea yam) is the source of this 2286-nucleotide messenger RNA. Its product is annotated as protein PSK SIMULATOR 1-like. The record is from RefSeq and is a predicted model, not a curated record. NCBI's taxonomy places the organism in Eukaryota, Viridiplantae, Streptophyta, Magnoliopsida, Dioscoreales, Dioscoreaceae. Gene Ontology annotation, biological process: positive regulation of growth. The transcript is spliced from 13 exons. Bases 216 to 2090 code for a protein of 624 amino acids.
CUCUCUCUUCGUAUCCUUCUCUCCUCCUCCAUCCCAAUGCUGUCUCGACCCCAGUGAUCUCUUCUUCUACAUAGGAUUCUCCUAUAAAUCCCUCUCCCCUUCGCUUCCUCUGCGAUUUGAUCCAAAAGGGUUUUGAUGAUGGAUUGGUGAAUUUGGCAUUGGAUUUAAUCUGGGAAGUUUUGUUUAGUGGUUGUAAUUGAGAUUGGAUUGGGAUAAUGGGGGCGAGUUGUUCGAAGAAAUCAGCAGUGGAUACGUCGCCGAGCGAGAGGAUUGCUCGUGCCAUUGGACUUGGGGACAGGGAUGUGGUGGGUUAUCACUCUCAUGGGAAGAGAGGAAUGGAGGAUGGUGUGGGGAAAUCUGAAGCUAUGGAUGCUAGGGAGAAGUUGUUGUCUAGAGAUCUUUCACAGAAAUCUAAGUCAAUGAAAUCCAGGCCGGUCGGGUAUGGAAGGAAUGGAACAAUCAAGGUUGCAGAAAUGGGUUCUCGUUUGGGCAGGGCUAGUUCUCUGGGGCUUGGCAAGGCAGUGGAGGUCUUGGACACACUUGGUAGCAGUGUGACAAACCUAAACAUUACUGGUACCUUUGCAUCAGGGAUGACAACAAAAGGCAGUAAAAUCUCCAUUUUAGCUUUUGAGGUGGCCAACACUAUAGUCAAAGGUGCUAGUCUCAUGCAAUCUCUUUCCAAGGAAAAUGUAAGACGCUUAAAAGAAGAAGUCCUCCUCUCAGAAGGCGUGCAAAAUUUAGUAUCGAAAGAUAUGCAUGAGCUACUGAAGAUUGUUGCAGCUGACAAAAGGGAAGAACUGAAAGUAUUUUCUGGUGAGGUGGUCCGUUUUGGAAAUCGUUGUAAAGAUCCUCAAUGGCAUAACUUAGAUCGCUAUUUUGAGAAGCUAGGGUUGGAAGUUACACCACAAAGCCAGUUGAAAGAAGAGGCACCGGGUGUGAUGCAACAGUUAAUGAGCUUGGUUCAGUACACCGCUGAAUUAUACCAUGAAUUGCAUACGCUGGAUAGAAUCGAACAAGAUUAUCGGCGAAAACAUAAGGAAGAGGAAAACAUAAAUGCGGGUCAGAAAGGCAAUGGUCUUCAAAUUCUCAAGCAAGAGUUGAAAAGGCAAAGGAGACAUGUGAAAAGCUUGAAAAAGAAGUCACUUUGGUCCAAGAUUUUGGAAGAGGUAAUGGAAAGGCUCGUUGACAUAGUCCACUUUUUGAAUUUGGAAAUCCAUGAUAACUUUAGUUCUCCUGAUAAAUCAUCAAUAAAACCUGUCAACGCUCAUCAAAGAUUAGGUUCGGCUGGGCUUGCAUUGCACUAUGCAAAUAUUAUCAGUCAAAUUGAUACUCUUGUAACCCGGUCAAGUACAGUUCCUUCGAGUACGAGGGACGCAUUAUACCAAGGAUUGCCUCCCUCCAUGAAAUGUUCUCUACGCUCUAAAUUGCAAUCUUUACAGCUGAAAGAAGAGCUCACUAUUCCUCAGAUAAAAGCUGAAAUGGAGAAAACAUUGCACUGGCUCAUUCCUCUUGCGAGUAAUACAACCAAAGCACACCAUGGUUUUGGUUGGGUUGGAGAAUGGGCAAAUACAGGAUCUCUUUGUUUCAGCUCUGAGCUAAUUGAAAGGCCUGCUGGGCAUUCCUUAAUUCGAAUAGAGACACUUCACCAUGCAGACAAGCAAAGGACCGAAACUUACAUUUUAGAUUUGGUUAUAUGGCUUCAUCAUCUUAUAAGCCAGUCUAGGCCAGGCAACAGAUCUCCGAUCAAAUCUCCGGUUCGCUCCCCGACUCUGAACAACGCGACAGUCUCUCUGCUUACAAAUAAAAAUCCAUAUUCGUCGCUUACUCAAGAGGACCAAGAAAUGCUACAGGAUGUUACACUCAGAAAAUCGACACCAGGAAUAAGCAAAAGCCAAGAAUUCGACACCACGAAAUCACGGUUAAGCAAGCACCAGAAAUUAUGCAAAAGUAGCAGCCAUUCUCCAACCAGUGGAUAUGAAAAGGAUUUAGUAUCAAGGCGGUCAUCCAUGGUGCCUGUCAUAAAUUUUGACAUAGAUAAGAUGAAAGCUUUGGAUGCAAUUGACAGAGUGGACACCCUCUGCAGGCCAUGAAUUCAAUGAAAGAAAAAAAGCCGAACUUUCGGCUGAUUGAUUCAAGCAUUGCUGAACCAACCUGAGUUUGAGGUUUUUUUGUUUUUUGCCUUCUCUAUAUGUUCUCUUUGAGCUUUGUGUUUAGUUAUAGGAUUCAACCUGGUUGGUUUGUCAUUUUAUUAAGGAGUUCAAUGAGAUAUAAAUCUUUCAGGUGUCA